AUGGAGGAGGCGCAGCGGCUGGACUACGUAUGCGAUGACAGCAACCUGUUCUUGAAAGUGUCCAACUCUGACAGUGGCCCUGGUGUCGAUGCCAACUCCAACAGCGGCCCGGGCGUCUUUGCCGACUUCAACAGUGGCCCUGCUGUCGUUGCAGACGACCCACAAGCCCGGAGGGCCGGAAAGGCCGCAUCACCGGAUGCACAGCGUUCAACUAACAAGAGUGGUGCUAGGAAGAAGGAAACCUUCGCACCGUGUACAGACGGCCUGGAUGCACAGCGUUCAACUAACAAGAGUGGUGCUAGGAAGAAGGUAACCUUCGAACCACCUACGGACGACCGGGAUGCACAGCGUUCAACUAACAAGAGUGGUGCUUGGAAGAAGGAAACCUUCGCACCGUGUACAGACGGCCUGGAUGCACAGCGUUCAACUAACAAGAGUGGUGCUAGGAAGAAGGAUGCACAGCGUUCAACUAACAAGAGUGGUGCUAGGAAGAAGGAAACCUUCGCACCGUCUACAGACAACCGGGAUGCACAGCGUUCAACUAACAAGAGUGGUGCUAGGAAGAAGGAAACCUUCGCACCGUCUACAGACAACCGGGAUGCACAGCGUUCAACUAACAAGAGUGGUGCUAGGAAGAAGGUAACCUUCGAACCACCUACAGACGGCCUGGAUGCACAGCGUUCAACUAACAAGAGUGGUGCUAGGAAGAAGGAAACCUUCGCACCGUCUACAGACGACCAGGAUGCACAGCGUACAACUAACAAGAGUGGUGCUAGGAAGAAGGUAACCUUCGAACCACCUACAGACGACCGGGAUGCACAGCGUUCAACUAACAAGAGUGGUGCUAGGAAGAAGGUAACCUUCGAACCACCUACAGACGACCGGGAUGCACAGCGUUCAACUAACAAGAGUGGUGCUAGGAAGAAGGAAACCUUCGCACCGUCUACAGACAACCGGGAUGCACAGCGUUCAACUAACAAGAGUGGUGCUAGGAAGAAGGUAACCUUCGAACCACCUACAGACGGCCUGGAUGCACAGCGUUCAACUAACAAGAGUGGUGCUAAUAAGAAGGAAACCUUCCCACCACCUACAGAAGGCUGGGAUGCACAGCGUUCAAAUAUUAAGAGUGGUGCUAGGAAGAAGGUAACCUUCGCACCACCUACUGACGACUAG
This is a messenger RNA of Branchiostoma floridae (Florida lancelet), 1173 nucleotides long. RefSeq names its product trans-Golgi network integral membrane protein 2-like. The coding region runs from base 1 to 1173 and encodes 390 amino acids. The record is from RefSeq and is a predicted model, not a curated record. The transcript is spliced from 4 exons. NCBI's taxonomy places the organism in Eukaryota, Metazoa, Chordata, Leptocardii, Amphioxiformes, Branchiostomatidae.